CGUGCUCCGAGGUGGUGCGCGCUAGACCACUCGGUCACCGAUCCCCCUGGAAACAACGACAAUAUCAAGCAACAUCUAGCCAUGAGCCAGACCAACAGGCUGCAGCGUCAUCAGCGUGCGAAGAAGUCGAAGCAGCCGGCCGACCGGCCGUGGGUACCAAGACUGACCAGGAGCGGAUCCUGGCUGGUCCUCACCGGGACCAGUGAGGUCCACGAUGGCCGCGUCGUCCCUCGGGUUGUCGGGAGCCGUUUCUUCUGGACGAGGCCCGUACCGCGCGAGGACAGGGUCUCUGGGCCGGAGCUGGAGAUCGUGGCCAGGCCUUACAGGGACAUUGAAGCGAGGCUCAACUACACUUUCCGUGACAAGGGCCUGCUUCUGGACGCGUUCACACACGACUCAUUCCCGAAGGAACUGCGCGUGACCUCCGGCAGCAUGCGACCCAUGGACUUCCUGGGUGACGCGCUGCUCAAACUGCUCAUCUCGACGCAUCUGUAUGGCUGCCUGGACCCGCUGACCAACAGGAACUUGACGGAGACGAGGCAGAAGCUCGAGUGCAACCGGUUCUUCGCUUACCUGGCCGUGCGCCACGGCAUGCACAAGUUCCUGCGGUCGGCCUCUGGCAGUCUCAACGACGAAGUGGUCAGAUACGCACAGAGCGUCGGAGACAGGGACUACACGGCCAUAGUGGCGCAGAUGCCUCCGAAGCCUCUGGCCGAUCUGUUCGAGGCCCUCGCUGCGGCGGUGUACCUGGACUCCAACCUGGACCUCGAUGCGCUCUGGUGCGUCGUCUACCCGAUCUUCCGGUCCCACAUAGACAGGGAACUUGGACACUCGCCCGCAUAAUACCGACUGAGGCCAUCACGUUGCGCUUCAAACUAGCCGGCUCCGUAUGUUCAAUGGGAGACUGAAGGGGCAUCAAUAAACGGUUGCUGGCCCCGUGAGAUAUA
Messenger RNA from Ixodes scapularis (black-legged tick), 947 nucleotides. RefSeq names its product ribonuclease 3-like protein 2. Gene Ontology annotation, biological process: RNA processing. Gene Ontology annotation, molecular function: ribonuclease III activity. The record is from RefSeq and is a predicted model, not a curated record. Bases 82 to 843 code for a protein of 253 amino acids. Lineage: Eukaryota; Metazoa; Arthropoda; Arachnida; Ixodida; Ixodidae. The transcript is spliced from 3 exons.